AUGGCCAAAAAGAACAAGAAGUCUGCCGAGCACAAGGAGCGUGUGGCAGCCAAGCAGUCCAAGAAGUCUGCCCAGAAGGAGAAAAAGUCCAAAGCCAAGGGCAAAGAUGUCGAUAGCGACGCCGAGGACGCCGACCUCGAUGCUAUCCUCGCCCAGUAUGCCGAAGAGCAGGCCAAAUUCUUGAAGGUCACCGAAGUGCCAUCUAGUCCUCCAGCACCCAGAUCUUCUGCUACUGUUCUUGCAUCUCCAUCCAACCGCAAUGAAAUCAUGUUGUUCGGUGGAGAGUACUUCGAUGGAACACAUGCGACAUUCUUCAACAAUCUCUUCGUGUACCAGAUUGAUCGAGGCGAGUGGAAGGAGGUGACUAGUCCCAACAGCCCUCUGCCUCGAAGUGGACAUGCUUGGUGCCGUGGAGGUAACUCUGGAGGCGUGUACCUGUUUGGAGGAGAAUUUUCGUCGCCCAAGCAGGGUACUUUCUACCAUUAUAACGACUUCUGGCACCUGGAUCCAGCCACCCGAGAAUGGACUCGCCUUGAGACCAAGGGUAAAGGGCCUCCUGCGCGGAGUGGUCACCGAAUGACCUACUAUAAGAACUAUAUCAUUCUCUUCGGUGGUUUCCAAGACACUUCCCAGCAGACCAAGUAUCUGCAGGACCUGUGGAUUUACGACUGCUCGAAGUAUACCUGGUUCAAUCCCGCUUUGACGACGGCCUCCCAGAAGCCUGAUCCCCGCUCCUCCUUCUCAUUCCUGCCUCAUGAGACCGGUGCCGUCAUCUACGGUGGUUACUCACGAGUCAAGGCUGCCGCCGGUGGUUCUGGUGGCAAGCAAGGCAAAGGUGGCCCUCAGAAAAUGACUCUCCGACCCAUGGUCCACCAAGACACUUGGUUCCUGAGAAUCACACCUCCGGAAACUGAAUCGGCUGCAGCCUCGACAGGCCCAGCUAUUCGCUGGGAGCGGAGAAAGAAGCCUGCCAACACGCCUAACCCACCACGUGUGGGUACUACGAUGGCUUACCACAAAGGCCGUGGCAUCAUGUUCGGUGGUGUUCACGAUGUUGAACUGACCGAGGAGGGCAUCGACAGCGAGUUCUUUGACACGCUAUUUGCUUGGACUACGGACCGAAACCGUUUCUUCCCAUUAUCCCUCCGUCGCCCACGUGCAGGUGGCAAGAAGCAGCAAGCGAAUCAAGCAAACAAGUCUCGUAAUCGUGGCAAAGCAGACGAGGAAGAGCUCUUGCAGAAUCUCAAGGCAUUGGAAGCGAAGCAAGGGCUCCGCGACGAGGAUGACGACGAUGAGUUCAUGCAAUUGAGCACACCCAAGUCUGAGGAGGAACCCGUUGAGCCUGCCAAGCCUGCAGUUAUUCGAUUUGAGAUGCCACACAGGCGAUUCAAUGCUCAGCUUGCGGUGCAAGACGACACUCUUUUCAUUUACGGCGGUACAUUUGAAAAGGGCGACCGCGAGUUUACAUUCAAUGAUAUGUACUCGAUUGAUCUGGUCAAGCUCGAUGGCGUGAAAGAACUGUUCUACGUUGAGCCUGAGAACUGGAAUCUUCUGGACGAGGCAGACAGUGAUGAGGAGAUGGAUGAUGACGAGGAGGAAGAGGACGAGGAAAUGGACGAGGAGGGAGCGGAUGCCAUGUCUUUGGAUACUUCUUCGCCUGCGCCCACUGAUGUGACUGUGCCCUCUGUCACUCAGGGCAUGGAACAACUAGAGGUUGAGGAACAAGAAUCGGAUCAACCCGCUGAUACUCGUCCCCAGCCUCGUCCCUUCGAGAGCUUGCGAGAGUUCUUCAGUCGCACCUCUGAAGAUUGGCAGAAUAUACUUCUCGAGGCAUUGAGGUGGAAGGGCCAGGCCGAAGACAAGACAGUCAAGGAAUUGCGCAAGGGAGCGUUCGAUAUGGCGGAAGAGAAAUGGUGGGAUAGCCGUGAAGAGAUUAUGGCCUUGGAGGAUGAACAGGAAGCUGCGGGCAUUGGAGAGGUUGUUAGCAUGAACGACCGCGCCGAGAACAUGGGCGGAGCAGGUCGUCGUCGGUAA
Messenger RNA from Penicillium cataractarum, 2034 nucleotides. Its product is annotated as putative Kelch repeats protein. The transcript is spliced from 3 exons. The record is from RefSeq and is a predicted model, not a curated record. NCBI's taxonomy places the organism in Eukaryota, Fungi, Ascomycota, Eurotiomycetes, Eurotiales, Aspergillaceae. The coding region runs from base 1 to 2034 and encodes 677 amino acids. Gene Ontology annotation, molecular function: protein binding.